AUUUUCCUAAACCCUAAACCUGGAAGAUCCUGAAGUGAUUUUGAUGUCGAAAAAUAAAUGAGCCCCGAUCCUGAAGAACUGGUGGUUUGCGAGUGAGAAAUAAGAGCCUGCAGCUCCACGACGAGGGCCGGGACGUCCUCCCGGAUUGUGAAUCUUCAGGGUAGAAAGCAAGAACAACACCACAAAGAACUUCCAUAAGAUGAUGUCGGAUCUUCUUUCGCAGUCGGACGUCAGCCCGAUAAUGUCGGAUUUCCGCAGGUGUCGGCGGGACAAAAUCAAAAUCCCGAAACGGCCCACUUCCGUACAACUUCUGGCAGAGCAUGCCACGCCAAAUUUCGUAGUUCGCACUGCUACAGAUCGCAUGCUACGCGAAGCUUCGUUUGCCUUCGUCGUGCUUCGCAAUCCCGCCUUCCCCUACCCCAAGAGGGUGGCGUCGACGGAAGAGCUGUUAAGUGUGAUCAUGGAGAAUACCAAGCAGACUCACCCGUAUGGUUGCGUUUUGUCGGCUGUGGAGGGAGACCAGGUGCUCUGUUUCCAGGAAUCCUGGAAGAAACUGUAUGGCUUCACGGUGCAGGAGGAUCCGACGGGCCAAUCAAUCAAGGACGUGUGCUAUUGUGGCGCGCAACAAGCAAACGGCCCGCGUUGGGACAACGGCCUGAGUGAGCUGCUGGCAAAUCCGGCGGGCGAUGACUGGGACGGCGUUCCCGUCUUCAUCAAGGAGACCGGGGAGACCAUCUAUGUCCGCCGAGCUCUUUCCUGCGUUGUUGGAGAGCAGGGUUUGCCGGGAGAACGACCGGUCAACAUUAAAAAACAGUGGCACCUACAAGCGCUCGGCGAUGAUGGGUCAACCCUGCUGUUUCGGAAUCAGCGCGUGUUGCCUCGGCGGCACCGGAAUUUUGCGGAGGGUGCGCAAUUGGCGAUUACAAUUUCGGUCCUGACCGCACGAGACCCCUUCGGCAGGCAGCCGCUGACGUUCUUGCUCGAGCCGCACCCUUGGACGAUCGCGAUUACUAGUCCACAAAACUACUACGACGAGGAGGUACUGUAUCCCGAAUCCCUUGUCUGCAAUGCCGAUUGGCAUAAUGCGGUUAUGUUAGAUACUCGCGACCAACUCGACGAACAAGACCUCUUGAUGUUUUUGCACACGUUGCAACCACAUACCAACCUCGACGAAGAUGUCCCAACAGCGCCACCACCACCCUCACCCAUCUCCUCCUCAUCUUCGGCAGAAGUGCAUCUUCAGGGCAGCAGGAGCAAUCAGUUUCGAUCCUUUCCUACCACGCCCUCAUCUCAUGAUCAGCUCCUCUGUUCGUCUUCAACAUCCCGUACGAGUACGAGGAAUUCUUCUGCUAAGAACAUCACGAGGGGGGGGGGGAAAAAUGACAACCCCUUCCGCAGAAUCAGGGAAAAAUUGCGGAAGAUACGACAACAUUUCGCGAACGACGGAGACGGGACGAUGUUCGGAGUGUGCCUUGCUUUUCACCUGCAGUUCACUCGCGGCUAG
Molecule: messenger RNA, 1504 nt
Organism: Amoebophrya sp. A120
Lineage: Eukaryota; Dinophyceae; Syndiniales; Amoebophryaceae
Source: the annotation of a GenBank genome assembly